Messenger RNA from Aspergillus novofumigatus IBT 16806, 2189 nucleotides. Its product is annotated as glycosyltransferase family 31 protein. Gene Ontology annotation, molecular function: acetylglucosaminyltransferase activity. The transcript has a single exon. The record is from RefSeq and is a predicted model, not a curated record. Lineage: Eukaryota; Fungi; Ascomycota; Eurotiomycetes; Eurotiales; Aspergillaceae. Gene Ontology annotation, cellular component: membrane. The coding region runs from base 485 to 1906 and encodes 473 amino acids.
GGCCCAGGCACAUUUGGAGAUACUUUUCUUUUAUCCGGAAACUUAACUGGAGACGGACUUCCUGUUUGCCUCCAUUUUCUUUUUUUCCCCUCUCUUUCUUUAUCUGUCGCCUGUUUCCUUCAGUUCUGAAGUGGACAAAGGAGAAGGAAGAAAGCCUGCCCCUCUACCCUGUCUUUUUCUUUUUUGCUUCCCCUAUAUAUUCGUUUCAAGGUCUAGACCCGGCUGUGACCUCCUGAUCCGAUUUAGUCUCCCUUUCCUGCACUAUCGGAGGGGCUCCUAUAUUGGCGUCGCUCAGUCCACGUCCACGAACUCCGUCCAGUUUCUUCGCAGUCGGUCGGGAUGCUCAUGCUAUUGUCGACACGGUAAUCGGUUUCUGUCUCUAUCGUCGCUGGCCGUUCGAGCUUAGGUUGAACGAGGGAAAGCGGAACAUAUACAAGGACAAACUCAAAUGUUGUCGAAAUUCGAGGAGAAGCCCAGACCGGCAAUGGGCGCAUCAUGGAUGUGGAAAAGGAGGGUUCUGCGCUUCUCGGUCGCGCUGCUUCUCGUUGCUGGUUUUACUUAUGAACUGUGGCCCCGCGUCGAGUCCAUGCCCGAAGAACCCCCGACAAUUAUACAGAAUAUCACCAUCACCUCCGGCGUCAAGUGCGAACCCGACUUUGACGUUCUCCGCCGCUUGGAUAUCCGGAAACUUUCUCAGUAUGAACGGCGUGAAAUGAUCGUCGCUCGUUCCUCGGAGCCGGAGCUCCCCAUCCGACAACGGCUCAAUAUCCCCUUCCUUCAGCAACAAUCGUCGAGCGAUGAGGCUCGUAGGCUGGGUCUGCCGUCGCAGGACGAUUGCUACAUUAGAUCUCCGGUUACGGUGGAGGUGCCUCCAUCACUUGCGAAUGUGGAUGCUUCGCAUAUCGACUUUGGCGUUGCUACGACAUUAGAACGACUGAACGACUCGUUAGACGCCUUCACCCACUGGGCUGGUUACACACGCACUCGUAUUUUUGCCUUGAUUGAACCGGAUGAACGAGUGGAGGAAGUCCAAGCCAAGGCCGAUAGCCUGGGGAUCAACCUGUUCGUCACACAGUCGGAGGAGGAGUAUCAAACUCGAUACUUUUCAUUGGUCGCGCAUCUGGCGAAGAACAUGCGGCCGCGGACGCGAUGGGCCUGCGUGAUUGACGAUGACACCUUUUUCCUGUCCAUGGCGGCCUUGGUGGAAGCGCUUGCCCAAUACGACGACACGAAACCCACGUACAUUGGAGGUGUGUCGGAGAGUGUUUCACAAAUUGGCAUUUUCGGCCUGAUGGGAUUUGGCGGCGCGGGCGUCUUUCUGUCUCGUCCCCUGGUGCAGCAAUUGAGCAACCACGACGUCUUCGAAGCCUGUCAAGCCAUGCCUCACACCGGGGACCGGAGAAUCUCACUCUGCAUAUACCAGCACACGGAGGCGAAGCUGACGCUGGAUUAUCGACUGCGGCAGCUCGACAUGCGAGGCGACGUGUCAGGGUUCUUCGAGUCCGGACGCGAACAACCGCUAUCCGUACAUCACUGGAAGUCAUGGUUCCAGGCCGACAUGGCUAAACUCAGCGUCAUCACGAAUCUCUGCGGGGAUAAGUGUUUCCUGCGCCAGUGGCAGUUUUCAGACGGCUGGACCCUCACGAAUGGCUUUUCCGUCGCCAAAUACAGUACCGAGAUCGACUUGGACGACAAGACCAUGGAGGUCUCGUGGGUCGGCGACAACGGAGCCAUCGACGAGUCGUUCCUGCACGCGCUCGGUCCUCUCAGGCCCAAGGACAUGGGCAAAUUCAGCUAUAUUCUCGAGGACUCGGUGUUCCUUGGCAACCAAGUGCGCCAAUGGUACGUCCACCGCGACGCCGAGAUGGGCGAUCAGAUCAUCGAGUUGAUCUGGAAGAUGGCAUAGACGUUUAUUCCCACACUGAGAUGGCCGUGCUAUCCUCACUGUGCGGAUAUUGUUCUUUUCUUAACUCUUCGCUUAUGCGAUGGCUAUUCUAGACGACGCCUUCAUGCCUGGCAUGUUUUCACGUACAUAAUUCUUCCACUGUGCAUAUAGACGUUGAGACCGCUGCACCCGCCUUUACCAAUAUCUAAUCAAUCUCUUGUGGCUUUCGGGUGGCUUGCUCGAGGGUGGCUUGCUUUCUUGCUAAUUAGGUUUCAUAAUGAUAUGCAAUAUACCCAUUCUUGAU